AUGACAGAAGCUCCACCUCCAUACUCCCCCCACGAUCCACACACCUCAGGACCAACGCACCAGCUCCCCCACCGCCAACAAUACCUCACCAACCUCCCCAAUCCCAGCGCCCUCCCCCCAAACUACCCAGGCACAACAAACAUCCCACCCGACGAACUCCAGCGCGCUGGCUUCAUCUCAGCAACAUCUUACUUCGCACUGCGCACCGCACCGCCGUCAAGACCGCGCAAUGUAUUCUAUCAUCACAUGACGCUAGCGGCCGAGACGCGCGCGAAGAACUUACCGUUUCCGCAGCCGGUUGAUACGUGGACGAGUCGUGGCGUGGAUGCGCAUGAUUGGGAGACGUUCUUGAGUUUCCUGUUAACGCCGUACUGGGAGGAUGCGAGGCGUGAUGUGGAGGGGUUGGUGGAGCUGGAGGCGGAUGUUAGUCUUGACACGUCAGGGCUGAAUUUGAGGAGUUCGAGGUCGAGAGAUCAGAGUAGGCCGUUGCUGGGAGAGAGUCCUGCUGGUCCAGGGCAAGCAAAUCAGUCUCAGGGUAGGGAGCAGGAACGGCUGAGGAGAGUACGUGUUGAAGCGGUGAGUUCGCAGUGGAAUGAGGGGUUUUUUGGACCGCGUGGUUUGCAGAUUAUCAUCCAUGUCAAUGCCCUACCGACGACGGGUCCAACUGAUCCUGUCGCUCCAAUACGCAGUUUCAAUAAUGUCUUGCAGAAACGACCGCCUCCUGAGGCUGAGGAAACUCUUCUCCACCAACUUGUUGGGAAAUGGAAGAAAUCACCGGUCAAGCAAUUACUUGAAAAAGGAGGAGAGGACAUCGAAGCGCUGAACAAGAAGAUUGAAACUCCACUAUUCAGAGCCGCGGUCAAGGGAGAUCGGGAUAUUGUGCAAUUGCUGUUGGAAUAUGGUGCUGAUCCAAAUGCAAGACCGCCCGGCUCAGAAUCCCCAUUGCAUAUCGCUUGUUUAAACGGCAGAAAGUACAUUGUGAAAGCACUGGUUGAGAGUGGUAGGGUCGAUUUGAGAGAACCGAACGCAAAAGGAGAGACUCCAUUAUAUACAUCUGUGCUGCGAGGACAGAAAGACUGCAUUGAAGUCUUGCUCGACGCUGGCGCGGAUCCAAAUUCACGACCUCUGGGUCAGGACAGUAUGCUGAGUAUCGCUGUGAAUACCGAUGCGAAAAGCACUGUCAAAGCUAUCGUCAGAUCUGGGAGAGUAAGGAUUGACGAACUGAACGGGAAAGGCGAGACUCCAUUGUAUGUUGCUGUAAGGCAGAACCGAAAAGACUGCACGGAAACUCUUCUUGAAGCCGGGGCUAAUCCGAAUGUAACGCCAAUCGGGAAGGACACCAUGAUUCAUCUGUGUAUCUCGCACGAUCUAAAAAGCAUUGCAAAGAUGCUUCUGCAGCAUGGUGCGAAUGUAGAGGAGCUUAAGGCAGGAGAAUCCCCACUGUAUAGAGCCAUAUACCGAGGUCAAACAACAAUGGUCAAACAACUUCUCGAAUACGGCGCCUCGACCUCACACCGCACCGAGAAAGGCGAAACACCACUCUCCAUGGCCGUCAGCCGCGGUGACAUGGGAAUCGUAUCCGUUCUUCUCGAGCAAGAGAAAAUUGACGUCGAAGCCGAAGACGAAAAACAGAGAACACCACUCUGGACAGCUAUUUAUCGAGGACAUACCACCAUCGCUGAGAUGCUGCUCCGAAAAGGAGCAAAUGCGGGGAAGAGUCCAGCGGGAGAAGAGACGCUGUUGAAUCUAGCUGUAGUCAGAGGUAGUGCUUCUCUUACACACUUACUAUUGGAGAAAGGCGCAGAUCCAGAGGAGCAGAGUCGAUCGAAUGAGACACCGGUAUUUCAGGCUGUUUGUCGCGGAGACACGGCUGUAUUGUCCCUGCUGCUCGGAAAGGGUGCUAGUCCAGAUACUCGCAAUCCGGCAGGAGAGACGGCCUUGCAGAGAGCUGUUUACCGCUCCGAUACCUCUGCUGUAUCUCUGCUUUUGGGGAAAGGUGCAAAUCCAGACUUGAAAGUUGUCAGUGGCGAGACACCGUUGUAUAUGGCGGUGUCACGAAAUAGCACCUCGAGUGUUUCCAUACUGCUCGCACACGGUGCCAAUCCUGAAGCUCGAAGCCCGAACGGCGAGCUACCGAUGAGUCGCGCCAUCUACGUGAACAGCACAUCCAUUGUAUCUCUUCUCCUGAGCCGAGGCGCAGACCCAGCUUCGAGGAUGCACAAUGGCGACACAAUGCUCGAGUACGCCACGAAACGAGGGAAUAAGACAAUAAUUCAGUUAUUGACCAACUGUGGACCGAGAGAGCCUGCGGAGAAGUUUUUGCGGAUUUGA
Messenger RNA from Cadophora gregata, 2331 nucleotides. RefSeq lists its product as uncharacterized. Gene Ontology annotation, molecular function: protein binding. The transcript has 3 exons. NCBI's taxonomy places the organism in Eukaryota, Fungi, Ascomycota, Leotiomycetes, Helotiales, Ploettnerulaceae. Bases 1 to 2331 code for a protein of 776 amino acids. The record is from RefSeq and is a predicted model, not a curated record.